CAGUAACAGUUUGAUAUGGUGUGUUUAGUGUCGUUUCUGUAUUUGCUGACAUGCGCCGUGGGUCUUGCACAGCGUAUGCCAGGCAUACCGCAAAACAGAGCGCCGGUCAGACAGCGACCCGCACCGUUUCCGGGGUUUCUUCCGGGACCACUAACGGGGCCACUUUCGGGACCACUAACGGGACCACCUUUAGGACUUAGAGCUGGACCGGAUCCCGGCCGGCCUUUUGUUACCGGUUCGAGCCUCGUGUAUGCCACGUGCUACUUCAAUGACUCGUACACUCCCAUCAAGGGUCGCGUGGACUUCAUGCAGGACAUGCAGAUGACCCCUCCACGCAUGCAGGUGCGCGUUCAGGCGUGGGGUCUCCCCGAAAGUACGAUGAACGAUGCCGAGCACGCGAUGCACGUGCAUCAGUGGGGCGACACCACGCGGAACUGCUACAGCGCUGGGCCUUACUUCGACCUAGACAGGCAAGGAGGCCCGAACGCCAUUGACAGGACGGCGCGGACCGAUGGUUACUUUGGAAACCUCCGUCAGACAAACAACGGCAUGAUAGACACGACAUUCAUAGUACAAAACCUCAUGUUGACGGGCGAACGGGGACUCAUGGGACGGUCUGUUGUGCUAAAAGAGGGUCCAGACGACAUGGGCCGAGGGCAGACGCCGGAGAGUCUGCAGACCGGAAAUGCUGGUGCCCCGAUCGCUUGCUGCGUGAUAGGAUACGCAGACUCAUGGAACUGGAACCAUCCUAUACUCGUGAACGGUGAUUUCCCUAACCCGGUGGGUUUGGUCGGGUAGAUACCGCGGAAAUAAACCACCGGUUUUGGUGGCAUAUAUGCAGAAUCGCCUAGUUGGAACGCUAUAUGUUAUAGGUUCAAUUUCAAAUUGUAGAAAUCUGGUACUAUUGUUCUGGGCGGAUUUAAAUGUUUAAAUAUAUUUUGUUAUAGUUCGACUCAUUAUGAAUUGACAAUAUUUAUAUUGACUAGAACAUGUUAAGGAUGGCUAUGUUUACAGACAAAAAAUACAAUAAUUUAUAUGUGUCCAUAUGAUAAUGUUUUAACAAGUAAUUCCUAUCUUGUAAGUUACAUGUAUAUGUGCCUCAUUAUUCAUGAUUUUACAAAAAGACACAUCCUUUAAUGAUUAGCCAUAACAAAAUUGUCAGGACAUAUUUCAAGACAAAGAUAUUUUACCAAAGAUAAUAUUUUAUGUUACUUUUUGUCUACAAUCGGUUUGUAAACAUUUGACAUGUACAAAGUGGUUAAUGAAUCAUUACUCCCUAAAUUUAAAACAUUUUUUAAAAUAUCUGCACACAUUGCGUUUCUUUAUUUUUAAAUGUAAAUAAAUGUUACAAAUGUAUUACUUGUUUGAGCUUUAUGAACACUUUUAUAUAUUGAAUGACUUGCAAAUAAAAUUGCAUGGUAAAAUUUAAUGCUCAGAAGGGUACUAUUGGAAAAUCUGCAACAAGAACGAAGCAUUUAAGUUCGAAUUUUAAUCACUUUUCUGACAAUGAUAGUCCCAAAGCAACUAUUUAAACAGAUGCAUUUAACACCUUAAUUCACGUCAGUCAUCCAACAUUAACUUCUUAAAAAGUUUCACCUGUCCACUUUUCAUCAACAACUAAAAUCAGUCAAAAAUGACAUAAUUGAUGUAUCAAUAACAUAACAUAGUAGAGAAGUAUUCUUAGAGGAGGAUAUGAGAUAUGUGAUAAUGACUACAAAAACAUAAG
Dreissena polymorpha is the source of this 1726-nucleotide messenger RNA. Its product is annotated as superoxide dismutase [Cu-Zn]-like. The coding region runs from base 16 to 798 and encodes 260 amino acids. Gene Ontology annotation, biological process: removal of superoxide radicals. Gene Ontology annotation, molecular function: superoxide dismutase activity; copper ion binding. The record is from RefSeq and is a predicted model, not a curated record. The transcript has 5 exons. Lineage: Eukaryota; Metazoa; Mollusca; Bivalvia; Myida; Dreissenidae.